Molecule: messenger RNA, 4358 nt
Organism: Helicoverpa zea (corn earworm)
Lineage: Eukaryota; Metazoa; Arthropoda; Insecta; Lepidoptera; Noctuidae
Product: CBP80/20-dependent translation initiation factor
Exons: 10
Coding region: 942-2342 (466 amino acids)
Biological process (GO): regulation of translational initiation
Cellular component (GO): cytosol
Molecular function (GO): protein binding; translation activator activity; RNA binding
Source: RefSeq, a predicted model, not a curated record
GCGCGCUCGCGCCGCGCCAGUCGGCACACCGCCCGGGCGGGCGCCACACGACCGGGAUCUGCGCAAGCGACCAGCGGCGACGCGAACCAAAAUAAUAUCUGUGAAAUAAACACGUAUCCGCCAAACGCUGAAACAUGCGAGCGCAAGAUUCUGUGAAUUAAAUACGAGUACGUGAACGAGUCUCUAGUGCAGAGGACGAAACGACAGACUGCUUCGAGAGAGCGAUCAGGGUUCACUGAACCCCUACGACGAAACGAUUCGAGUUGGCGCCGAAGAAGUCUCUUCUCGGCCCCUCGAAAUAUUGUAAAAUCGCUCCGUGACUGUCAGACACUAAAAUAUACCUGCACUACUUCUUGUAUUAUAGCCGUACUAAGAAAACGAAAAAAUCUCGACAGACGCCCUCUUUCAGUGGCCACGACAGAGGGCUGUAAUUUAUCUACAUUUAUAUAUGCAUAUAUAAAAAGAGAAAAAUAGUGAUCUCUAACGUGACGUCACAAUACCAAAAUUGUGAUUAUUUAACUAAUUAAUACAUUAUUUUAAUCGCUUUGCUGUUUUCAAAUCGCAUUUUUAACGCGUAUUGCCCGUUGUAUUGUUAGAUGUUUAUUUUAAAUUGUAAAUAGCAAGAAUAUACUUAAUCAUAAUAAGUGUGACAUUGCGUAAUGUAACUAUAAUACUAGUCAUUGAUCUAGUGUAUUUAUUUUGGUAAAUUAUCAAUUUUAUAAUCUAUAGAGGAUAAACUAACGUAGAGCUUUCUGGCUAGGUAAAAAAAUAUAUUACAAAAAAAUACUACACUGAAUUGCCCUCGGGCAAUCAUUUACCAAAGAAAAAAAAUACAGUGAACUUUUAAAAAGUAAAAGGCAGCCAGCAAAAAAGGCGGGAAGCCGUGGGUAGUACCACAGAUUAACUAAAUAUAUGUUGAAUCGAUUAUCAUAAUCGGCAAGAUGCAGACUCAAGUAGGUGUUGGUAACGAGCUGCAGAGAAGCUACAGGAUGCAGGACUUUGCAUCGCCUGGCGUCAUCAUGCGGGAGCGCAGCUUCAUCCGCCCGCAGUCACAUCACAACAUGCAUCAUAACCAGUUCAACAAUGCGAAACGACGGAGCAUGAUUCUGACAAAUGCUAAGGGGAAGCCCACUUUGGAAAUUUAUAGACCUCCCGGUGUCCGCACAGACGGCGUGGCGACCACAGCAGCUACCUCCGGAGCCACCGCGACCACCACUUCAGCUGCGAGCGCCUCCACACCUGCCUCCACCAACAAGCUCAAUGUACACGCUAAGGAGUUCACCAUGGCCAAGCCUGCCGACCUUCACAAUAGGCCGGCGAUGGGCAUCGGGUACGCCAGCGUGGGGCUGCAGCACUCGCGCUCGGCGGUGCUGCACGCGCAGGUGCCGCCGCACUACCGCCCCGUCAUGCCGCCGCACGCGCUGCUCAACAGCGCCUCUAGCGGGAACGUGCCGCACGCGCAGGCGGGAGGACCACGCGUCCACUUCAAGUUGCAGCCACAGCAAGCCAUCAUUCCGGAAAAGAAGAAGUCUCCCCCGUCCUCGCUGACGAACGGCAAUGGCAAGAGUAUCAGACCGCAGUCGUUCACGCCGGGCCUGAAGCGCUCCAAGUCUCUAACGUCAGCAGAUGCACUGGCCAGUGGCAUGGCGGCGUUAGGACUUGCCGCUGAUGCAGGCGAUCUGGGCAACUUCCCGCCAGAGAUACAAGAGUGUAUCGAUAAGGCUCUCGAAGACCCGAACGCAGUGUGCGCGCGCACGCUGAUGGACGCGGUGGGGCACCUGGUGUCGCGCGCGGUGGAGUCGCCGCGCUACGCGCUGCCGGCCGCGCGGCGCUGCAUCGCCGUCGUCGAGCGCGAGAGCACCGAGACCUUCCUCGAGUCGCUGCUCAACACCUGCCAGCAGUGGUACCACGACAGGGACAAGCUGCUGGGUUCUCAAGUAGGCGGUGGUCGGCCGCGGCUGAUGGCGUUCCUGUCGUUCCUGCUGGAGAUGUACUGCCAGCUGCGGCGCCGCGCCAUCCAGCGCCGCGGCGCCUCCGCGCAGCCCGGCCAGGUGCUGCUCACGCUCAUCUGCAAGUGCUGCGAGGACUGCAUCCGCCAGCCCGUGCCCUCCGCCAGCGAUACGGAGAACCUGUUCUUCGUGCUGACGUACAUCGGGCGCGACCUGGAGUCGGUGCUGCCGGGCGAGCUGGAGCGGCUGCUGUCGGCCGUGCGCGACGCCUUCCUCAACUCCGCCGCCGCGCCCUCCAUCCGCCGCACGCUGCUGCAGCUCAUCGAGCUGCACGCCAGCCGCUGGCAGCUGCCGGGCUGCGCCGUGCUCUACUACUACCCCUCCUCCAAGUAGCCGCCCCUGAGGCACUGCGCCCGCUGCCCUGCUCCACGGAGACAUGACAGGGUGUCUAGGUCAAGACAGUCACACGUCAUUACGUCACCAGCUGCUCAUUGAUGGCGCCAACGUCUUCUGGGAGCCCGGGGUCUUGUGGAGCCUUCACAAUGUCGGCUUCCUCCAUCAUUAGAUCAGCAAUGCAAUGAUGCUGAUGCAUGAUAACUUGGUGAACGUCAGAUGCGGAAUCUGUGGUCCUCUUGUGCGGAAAUACUUCUGUACUAUCGUACUAAGUGAAAUCGUGUUUGGAGAAGUUAUUGUUUUGAUCAAAAUCCCCAGUGUUUUGUACCUAGUGAAUUUUGGGAGCAAAUUGUUACUUGUAAUGCCUACCCGACACCCGCUUUACGCACGUUGCUUUGUUAGCCUCGAGUCCCAGUUGUGGACAGUACGUCUAGUAGUUGCAAAUGUUUUCGUGUCCCGCAAUUAUGUACAUUGCGAAAUAUUGUUUACGUAAUGGUAUUCCUGCAACCUGACGUACUGCUCAGCUAGGACCAACACGUACCUAGAUGGCUUUAGCGAGAUAUUUGGUCCUUGCACGAAGGACACCAGCUGUACAGUCUGUAAAAUCUUAGCGUACUUUGGGAUCUACCGCAUUGUACCUUCAUAAGGUGGCUAGUACCCUACUGUGCCGUAGACUUACUGUAUCGUAUCUUAAGUUAGCGAGUACAGCUACAUGAGAUUUAGUUCUUGGCGACUGCUGCUGGUGGUGGUUAGAUCUUCGAUCAAAUCCUUUGCCCCCUGUAAAUUAUUUGGUAAAUAGCGAUAACAUGCUAAGUUUCCAAGGGGUACGUUAUUAUUCUAUAGGGAGUAAUUAUGUUAGAUUAGUAUACAAAGGUUACAAGCAUUUGUUGUAGUGUUUGAUUUGUUUCAGUUUGACCUUCCUAGCGUUGCGUUAGUUGUACAGGAGGUCUCCAAUUGUUGUCCCUUAUACGUAUCGUAGGCAUGAUGCUGCCAUAAGCUCAUUUAUUGUGCCUUUAAAGAUUUUAGUAGUUAUAGACACGCUCUACUCGCCCCCGAGACAAUAAUAAAGUAUUUUGUAAUAUUUAUCGGUCGUAAGAGGCUCGGGAGCGGCAGAUCGUAACAAUUAAAACGUAAGGUGUAGUUUAGCUUAAGGUGGAUUUAGUAAACUCAAGAUAUGCCUUGAAAGUAUUAAACAGUACGUGUAACAUAUAUAGUAGGACAAAACGUCGAUGUACAUUACUGUACGAUCUUCGCAUAGUAUUUGGUGCAUUGUACCCUUUGUCGGUUGUGUCUAACUGUAGCUCACGCUUGUAGACUCGUUUGCCUAGCAGCUCGCACUAUACUAUACUCUGGUGUUAGUUUAUUUUCUAUUAGUCUAGACAUCCCAAUUAUGCAAAUGUACACUAAAUUGUAGAUGAAUCUUAUCAGCUUACUUACACAAAGAUCAUAUGAAUGUAUGACUGAACUUCCUAAGUAUGAAGUGUUUCAAUUUAUUAUGCUUGUGAUAUUAUAAAUUUAAGUUAUAUAAUCUCUGAUAAUAUCUCUUCUGUCCUAACCAAAGACUGUACUGACGAUGUGGAGAUUCAUUAUGAUUAUUAACAAAAGUGUAAACUCAAUGUUGUUGAAGCUGGACCAAAUUAUCUUGUGCGUGGUGGCGCCUGUAACCGCCGCCACCGCGCAUCUCUUCAGUGACUAUUAUAAGUUCAUUUAGUUGUAGACGUACGUCGCAUCAUCAUUAUAUAACUAAUAAUUGUUUAAAUUAGUUAAUUACGUUUUAUGGAAAAAGUUAAAAGACCAUAAACUUUUCGUUAUUACUAUGCAUUCGUAGCAAUAUAAGGUAAUGGUAUGUUUGUAGAAAAGUUGAAAAAAUAAAAAAAAAUGGUGCUAACAAAAAUAUUGGUGUAUUGUAUAUUAUUUAAUAGAACACGGGCAAUAACUUUGUUCUCGUUACCGCUAUAAUUUUGUACGAAUAAAAACGUAAAAAUGAUAUAUAACCAAUAAAUUAUAUAAAUACAA